This is a messenger RNA of Caenorhabditis auriculariae, 1755 nucleotides long. The record is from the annotation of a GenBank genome assembly. NCBI's taxonomy places the organism in Eukaryota, Metazoa, Nematoda, Chromadorea, Rhabditida, Rhabditidae.
AUGUGUCACCCGAAAAAAACGGUCCAACAUUAUUUAAAUUGUCCUUCGGCUCCGCCAACUAAUUAUAAUGAUACUUUGAACAGGUAAAAACCAUCAAUUUGAUGAAAUCCUAUUGAAAUAAAAUUAAAGAUUGGAAGUUUCAUAUUAUAUUCAAGCUGCGAAUCGUGUUAGCCAUUGGUCGCCAGUCGGAGCUGUCAGUUCAAAAUUCGUUUAUGUUUUUGAUGAAUUUGAAAUUUCAGCCAUUGAGCUGUCUGAACAAGUUGAAAGCCAAUAUUGAGAUUUUACGCGAAUUGGAGAUUCCAACACGAUUCGAAAAUGUUAGCUUCAUACACCUAAUUUUUAUUUUUGAAAUAUUUUUAGAGAGAUAUUGGAAUUUUGAUCGCUGUGAACCACGACAGACGUCACAUUGUAGUGGCUUUUCGCUCCACUAAUGACAUAGUUCAGGUUUUUUUUUUCUCACACAGAAAAUAAUCAAGCCUAUAAUUUCAGUUCAUGACCCAAUAUCUGACUUUUGCUCUCGGAAUGAUGGACGAGUCGCCUUUUGGCGGAAAAAUGAAUUCCUAUUAUGCAAGGGCCUAUCAAGACAUUUUGAAUUAUGGAUUUGAUGAUUAUUUGAAGGAAGACAUGAGGAAAUAUCUAGGCUACAGCAUAUUUGUAAGUUUAUACUGUAUAUUUGCGAAAAAUUCUCGCUGGAGUGUUUAAAGAUGCACAGGACUAUUCAUGAUAUUGAAAAAAAGGCUUCAAAUUGUUAAAUGGAGUUUCUGCGCCUUCAAACAGUCCAGUAAGCGUUUCUGAACAAUUUAUAAAAAUGGCAUGAUUUAAUAUGUAUACUUAUAAUAAACAAAAAAAUUCAAAAAUUUAAAUGAAAAAAUAAAGGAAAAUUGAAUUUAAAAAUUAUUUACGCACUGUUACUCAGUAUACGCCAAUGUAAACUCUAUGGCGCAUAUGGCGUGCAUAUAAUUUUUCGACGACUUUUAUGCCGUGUUCAAUUUGAAUCCGCGAAAUGCAAAAUACCCGUUAGAGAAAGGAAAAGAUCACUAAAUUUUGGAGAGUCAGAGAUCAUUUUGCAUUUCGCGGAAAUUACUUUGAACACGGCAUUAGAUUAAAAAAUUUGUUUUGAGAAGAUUAAACGGAUAGAUUCACCCUACCCGAAGUUCUUACCGAUUUCAGGUGACCGGUCACUCAUUAGGAGGAACCCUGGCCAACAUUUUCGCUCUUCAUAUCGCUAUGAAAUUGGGUCGAAACGACGUCACAGUUUAUUCUUGGUCAUCACCUAGAAGUGGUGAUGAGACUUUUACACAACUCUAUCAUCAAUAUGUGAGUUCGGAUCAAAAAUUUAGAAGAGUUUCAAUCAGUUUUAAGCUCGAAAAGUUUUCAAAAACUGAUCUUCUCCCAUUUUUAGGUCCCAAUAGCUUUCCGAAUCGUGCGUGAUGGUGAUUUUGUAGCUGACUUGCCAUUUCGUAUUUCUCAAACCAUUCCGACGCCCCAUCAUAACGGUUUUGAGGUUUUUUUUUACCCUGCUUUGAAGUUGAAAAUUAUAUUCUCUUUAGAUCUUCUACCAAAGUCAUAUGUUAUCGGAAAAUUAUGUGGUCUGUAAUCAACCUGAAACAGAGUAUUGUUUAAAGGUUCGAUUUUUAGGCCCAAAUUAUGUUUUCAAAUACAAAAUUUCAGGGCCAAUGGUAUAAGAAACCGGUGUCGCACAUGUACCUAUUCGAUCAGAACUAUGCAAAUUAUAAACUUGGAUUUUGCGAAUAA